Molecule: messenger RNA, 750 nt
Organism: Frankliniella occidentalis (western flower thrips)
Lineage: Eukaryota; Metazoa; Arthropoda; Insecta; Thysanoptera; Thripidae
Product: myrosinase 1-like
Exons: 5
Biological process (GO): carbohydrate metabolic process
Molecular function (GO): beta-glucosidase activity
Source: RefSeq, a predicted model, not a curated record
GUGCGCCUGUGGACUACGAUAAACGAGGCCAACUACUACUGCAUGAACUUCGCCCUCUUACCCGUGCCGGGUUUGUAUGAGCCGCAGGUCGGUGACGACUACAAGUGCGUCCAUCACACGAUCCUCGCGCACAUGGAGGCCUACCGCGUGUACGAGGAGAAGUACCGCAAGCUCCAGGGAGGUGAGGCGGCCGAGCGCGGCAACCUGUUCGCCCUGGGCUCCAUCUACCACCCGGUGGUGCACGGCGACUACCCGGCCGCCCUCAAGGAGCGCGUCGCGCACUACAGCGCGCUGGAGGGCCGGCCGUCCCGCCUGCCGAGCUUCACGGACGAGGAGCGCGCGCGCCUCAAGGGCAGCGCCGACUUCCUCUGCUUCAACGCGUACAUGGGCACCUCGGUGGCGGACGACGCGCCGCUCUGGAUCCGCGACAACUUCAACAACACGCCCUUCUUCAUCACGGAGAACGGCUGGGGUGACGAGCGCACCGACGCGGACCCCCUCGACGACGAGCCCAGGGUCGGCUACCACAGCGUGUACCUGCAGGAGCUGAUCCGCGUCGCCACGGAGGAGAACGUGAACGUAAUGGGCUACCUAGCCUGGAGUAUGAUCGACACCUUCGAGUGGACGGCCAGUUUCUGGCGCAAGUUUGGUCUAGUGCACGUGGACUACGAAAACGGCUCACUGAAUCGGAUCCUCAAAAAAUCUGCAUGGUUUUUCCAGGAGAUUGGCACCAACAGAAGAGUGCCAAAG